This is a messenger RNA of Linum tenue, 240 nucleotides long. The record is from the annotation of a GenBank genome assembly. Lineage: Eukaryota; Viridiplantae; Streptophyta; Magnoliopsida; Malpighiales; Linaceae.
CCCAUUUUCCCCAAAUCAACCAUAAUCACCACCUUGGUGAUUGUUACUUGCCCAAAUCCCUAAAACCCGAUAGAACCUAAUUUUAGGUUUCUAUCAUCAGGGAUGCCGUUGGUGGGAGAGAAGCUUACCACUGCCAACUAUAACAACUGGAGCCAGGCCAUGUUAAAUGCCUUGGGAGCCAAAAACAAGCUUGGAUUUGUCAAUGACACAAUCACACGUCCAGGAGAGAAUCACCAGAAU